AUGGCACCCAGCAUUGCCCCCCUGUAUACCCAGUAUUACCUGUAUGGUACCCAGCAUUGCCCCCUGUAUACCCAGAAUUACCUGUAUGGGACCCUGCAUUGCCCCCCUGUAUACCCAGUGUUACCUGUAUGGGACCCAGAAUUACCUGUAUGGGACCCAGCAUUGCCCCCCUGUAUAUCCAGUAUUACCUGUAUGGGACCCAACAUUGCCCCCCAGUAUACCCAGUAUUACCUGUAUAGUACCCAGUAUUACCUGUAUGGGCCCCAGCAUUGCCCCUCUGUAUACCCAGUGUUACCUGUAUGGGACCCAGAAUUACCUGUAUGGGACCAAGCUUUGCCCCCCUGUAUACCCAGUAUUACCUGUACGGCACCCAGCAUUGUCCCCCUGUAUGGGACCCAGCAUUGCCCCCCUGUAUACCCAGUAUUACCUGUAUGGGACCCAGCCUUGCCCCCUGUCUACCCAGUGUUACCUGUAUGGGACCCAACAUUGCCCCCUGUGUACCCAGUGUUACCUGUAUGGGACCCAGCAUUUCCCCCAGUGUUACCUGUAUGGAACCCAGCAUUGCCCCCUGUAUACCCAGUAUUACCUGUAUGGGACCCAGCAUUACCCCCCCUGUAUACCCAGUAUUACCUGUAUGGGACCCAGAAUUGCCCCCCUGUAUAUCCAGUAUUACUUGUAUGGCACCCAGCAUUGCCCAUUGUAUACCCAGUGUUACCUGUAUGGGACCCAGCAUUGCCCCCUGUAUACCCAGUAUUACCUGUAUGGGACCCAGAAUUGCCCCCCUGUAUGGCACCCAGUAUUACCUGUAUGGCACCCAGAAUUGCCCCCUUUAUACCCAGCAUUACCUGUAUGGGACCCAGCAUUGCCCCCUGUAUACCCAGUAUUACCUGUAUGGGACGCAGCAUUGCCCCCCUGUAUACCCAGCACUACCUGUAUGGGACGCAGAAUUGCCGUCCUGAAUACCCAGUAUUACCUGUAUGGGACCCAGCAUUUCCCCUUGUAUGGGACCCAGUAUUACCUGUAUGGGACCCAGUAUUACCUGUAUGGGACCCAGCAUUGCCCCCCUGUAUACCCAGCACUACCUGUAUGGGACGCAGCAUUGCCCUCCUGAAUACCCAGUAUUACCUGUAUGGGACCCAGCAUUGCCCCCUGUAUACCCAGUAUUACCUGUAUGGGACCCAGAAUUGCCCCCCUGUAUAUCCAGUAUUACUUGUAUGGCACCCAGCAUUGCCCCCUGUAUACCCAGUGUUACCUGUAUGGGACCCAGCAUUGCCCCCUGUAUGGGACCCAGAAUUGCCCCCCUGUAUGGCACCCAGUAUUACCUGUAUGGCACCCAGUAUUGCCCCCUUUAUACCCAGCAUUACCUGUAUGGGACCCAGCAUUGCCCCCUGUAUACCCAGUAUUACCUGUAUGGGACGCAGCAUUGCCCCCCUGUAUACCCAGCACUACCUGUAUGGGACGCAGAAUUGCCGUCCUGAAUACCCAGUAUUACCUGUAUGGGACCCAGCAUUUCCCCUUGUAUGGGACCCAGUAUUACCUGUAUGGGACCCAGCAUUGCCCCCCUGUAUACCCAGCACUACCUGUAUGGGACGCAGCAUUGCCCUCCUGAAUAUCCAGUAUUACCUGUAUGGGACCCAGCAUUGCCCCCUGUAUACCCAGUAUCACCUGUAUGGGACCCAGCAUUGCCCCCUGUAUACCCAGUAUCACCUGUAUGGGACCCAGCAUUGCCCCCUGUAUACCCAGUGUUACCUGUAUGGGACGUAG
Messenger RNA from Pelobates cultripes (western spadefoot toad), 1764 nucleotides. Lineage: Eukaryota; Metazoa; Chordata; Amphibia; Anura; Pelobatidae. The record is from the annotation of a GenBank genome assembly.